UUUUUAUAUUAUGUAAAUUUAAUUCUAAUUUGUAAUUUAUUUUAUCCUAUCAUUCGUUUAUUAGCUGCAAUUGGAUUCAAUAAACGAGACGUAAAACGUUUCACAUUCAAACAGAAAAAGAAACAUUUGAAACACAAAAACAGAAGUAAAAAUUCUAGACACAAACAUGAGUCUGCAGAAGAGGAAUCGAUUAUCAUCCCUCUUCCCUUUCUGGACGAUGAUGUACAGCCAAAUAGUAUCGCUUUACCAUUUAAGAAAGAUACCUUGCAGUCCAUGUACAGUGAACGAUCGACUUUUGCAUUGGUUAAAUACUACAUAGCUAGCGUGAAGUGCAUCACUGCGAAGUCGAAAGAAAAAACUGAUCUGGAUAAUUUUAAUCAGGAUUUUUACGAUUGGCUGCAGCAAUCCGUUGUACGACAUCUCGAUGAUGAAAAAUGGUAUCCAGCGUUUGGUGGCGUACUGAGGGUGAUAACCUCAUUGGAGGACGCUGGUGCGGGUCUCGCGAAAGGAAGAAAAAGCGGUACCUAUCAAGUGAUGCCCAAAUUAGGCUCGUCAUCGACUGCAAUGCCGGAAGAUGUGUCACCUUUGUAUAAAGAAGAGGAAACGGAAGUCACGCUUGGUACGACAGAAUUAAUAUCGAUUGCCGUAGUGAGCGCAUUGUUGGUAUGGUUACUAGUGGGACUGAGCUUGGUCUGCUACAGAUUUCUCAUAAGAAACUCGGAUGAAUGUGUCCCGUGUGAACCUGAUCCUGCAGUUGCUGUUUUGUACGAAAAUAAAGAUUACUGUGAACCCGACACGUGUACAAAAGCGUCUCGUAAAGGAUAUAUAGUGAAGAUAGUGGAUUGUUUAAAAAACAGGUUUCAUUGUAAAACUCGGGAUCAAUUAGACGAGGAACGUUGUUUAGCUGCAAUUAGUUAUACUAGUAAAGAUACGAUCGAUGUUAGUAGUAGCAGAAGUUAUCAGAAAAGAAAAAUAACUAAAUCGGUUUCAGCGGCAUUAUCAAGUUACCGAAAGGAACGUGUACCCGUCAGGAAAGUAUAUUAUAGCUCAGAUGGCUCGUUAACCACGGAGAGUGUUUGCAAACAGAGAUAAUAAGAAACUACAAGUUUUCAUUUAUCUUUUAAUAUCUAUACAUUUUUUAGUAUGUAUGAUGUAAUAAAUACUGUCAAUUACAAA
Molecule: messenger RNA, 1176 nt
Organism: Apis florea (little honeybee)
Lineage: Eukaryota; Metazoa; Arthropoda; Insecta; Hymenoptera; Apidae
Source: RefSeq, a predicted model, not a curated record